Molecule: messenger RNA, 707 nt
Organism: Saccoglossus kowalevskii
Lineage: Eukaryota; Metazoa; Hemichordata; Enteropneusta; Harrimaniidae
Product: histone H2A-like
Cellular component (GO): nucleosome
Molecular function (GO): structural constituent of chromatin; DNA binding; protein heterodimerization activity
Source: RefSeq, a predicted model, not a curated record
CAAUAUGUCUGGUCGUGGUAAAGGAGGCAAAGCAAAAGGCAAGUCCAAGACUCGUUCCAACCGUGCUGGUCUGCAGUUCCCAGUUGGUCGUGUACACCGUUUCCUGAGAAAGGGCAACUAUGCCGAGCGUGUCGGCGCCGGUGCCCCAGUCUACUUGGCUGCCGUACUCGAGUACUUAGCCGCUGAAAUCCUCGAAUUGGCCGGUAACGCCGCCCGUGACAACAAGAAGUCUAGGAUCAUCCCACGUCACUUGCAGUUGGCUGUCCGUAACGACGAGGAAUUGAACAAACUGAUGUCCGGUGUAACCAUCGCACAAGGUGGUGUACUGCCUAACAUCCAGGCUGUACUUCUGCCCAAGAAAUCCCACGCCAAAUCCAAGUAAAUUGUAAGCCUUGGCGUACUCAAACCAAACGGCCCUUUUCAGGGCCACCACAUCCUCCAAAAAGAAAACUACCGUAAAUGUGCGUGUACCAUGGAUCUAUCUAGGGAAUUUGUUCUGUAUACUCAUCCUAAAUCUAUUUUAUCGUCGAUCGGAAAAAUCGAUUUUCGAUUGACAAAAAGAAAAACAAAGUGUACUAUGUCAACAACCACAGUGUCAUUUCUCAAUAUUUCAUGAACUAGGUUUCAUUCUUUGCUGCUACGCUCUUGUCACUUAUGGCGCUCGGUGAUGUUCCCUUUGUUAAAUCAACGCCGAGAGCAUUUUAACA